AUGGCAGAAUCGCACGCAGAACAAGAGAAAAAACCAUUUGGAAUAGUGCUCACGGAAGAAUCGACCACCGCAGAUCUAGGCCCGGACUUCAUCUGCUCUUCCUACCGUACAUCAAGACAGCUGUGGGAAGUGCUUGUCGGUAAGGACAUCGCUGGCCCCAUGAUCGAGGCAUGCGCGUCGGGCGACAACUCAACAUUGAAAAUCCUGCUGGCGCAGCCGCAAUGGUCUAAGAUUAUGCUCGAAAAGCAGCAUUUCAUCUGUGACCAAGAUCGCGAAAGAAAGGACGAGAACGAUGUGCGGGGGGUGUCAGGCAUGGCAGCGCAGAAUCUUGUACGGGCAAUCAUCAUAGCAGCCAAGAAUGGACACGAUACAGUUGUUCGGACGUUACUUGACUUCGUAUCGCAGCAAGGUAUUAAGUUCGAAUCUGUUCUAUGGAGGGAUGCACUCAUGUACACAAUUAAAAAUGGACACGUCGCGGUAUUCGACGCCAUGGCAUCUGCAUGGCCAGGAAUCGUCAAUUCGGACCUGCUAUGUCAUAGAAGACGGCCGCUGUACGAAGCUCUUAGAGAGGACCAAGCCGAAAUAGUCGCUGAGAUGCUUAGGCUUGGUGCAGAUGUGACACCUUCUGCUGACUGGGGCCCAAAACCCCUGAGUUUUAACUGCUCUCUUUUGUCUGUUGCUGCUCGAUCUCGAAAAGGGACUCGGCUGACCGAGGUGCUGUUGGAGCACGGCGUUCCUAUCAAAGGUUCUGGUGCAUUACAUACAGCUGCAUAUUAUGGCAGGAUCGACAUUAUGCGUCUUCUGAUCCAAUACGGUGCUGACGUGGAUGAGAAACUUCAAAAAGACACUAUAUCCCACCACAGGUCAGCUCUGUGUGCUAGCUGGACCCCAGCAUUCUUUGCUGCUUCCGAAUACAAACUGGACGCCUACAACCUUUUAGUGGAGAAUGGAGCAUCCACCACCACAAAAGAUGCGAAUGGAAUGACGCCUAUCCAACUGGUCGACCUCUUUGAAAAGUCAUACCGCGAGUAUUCUGCUGCACACCCAGACAUCAAAAAUCCAUUGAUCUGGCAAUUUGGUGGACCUAACUUCAGCAUAUUCGACUACUGUUAG
Molecule: messenger RNA, 1113 nt
Organism: Glarea lozoyensis ATCC 20868
Lineage: Eukaryota; Fungi; Ascomycota; Leotiomycetes; Helotiales; Helotiaceae
Product: Ankyrin repeat-containing protein
Exons: 1
Coding region: 1-1113 (370 amino acids)
Molecular function (GO): protein binding
Source: RefSeq, a predicted model, not a curated record